UAAUUUUUAAAACCUAAUUAAACAAAUAAUAAAAAUAAAGAACAUAGUUCAUGGUUUUUUCUUCAUCGUCAAUUCAUUCCGGUGACUCCAUUCUUCACUUUACAUAGUUAGACACCCAAGCAAUCAUGGCCAACUUCUUCAUCAUCAUCUUCUUCUUCUUCUUCUUCUUCUUCUUCUUCUCUUUGCAUGGCUCAUCAGUUCAUUCUCAAACUAUCAAACCAAACAUCACUCCCGGUUCAUCCAUAAACUCCGGCACCAACGACUCAUGGACGUCGCCGUCCGGCCACUUCUCAUUCGGCUUCUACCCAACACCUAAUGGCUUCUUCAUCGGAGUAUGGCUCCAAACCUCAUCGGAGAAAACCAUCAUCUGGACUGCAAACCGUGAUGACACUCCCAUCACCACCGGUUCCAUCAGACUCUCCUUCGACGGCCGCCUUCUUUGGUCGGCCGCCGGAGGCCAAGAAACAGUCAUUUCAAACCCACCGGAGCCCGCCGCCGGCGCCGCCAUGCUCGACUCCGGAAACUUCGUCCUUGUUAACUCAGCUCAAAAGGUCGUUUGGUCCACCUUCUCCAGCCCAACAGACACCAUAGUUCCAGGCCAAACUCUGAACCCAAACACUCAACUCGUCUCCAGCUCGUCGGAGAAUGACCCGUCGACAGGGAGGUUCCGGCUUACCAACCAGAACGACGGCAACCUUGUGCUUUAUCCCAUGUACAGCACCAACACCAUCGAUGAUGCUUACUGGGAUUCCGGCACCUAUCAAAUUGGUUUUCUUAUCACUCUUAACCUUGAUGUCAAUGGUGUCCUUUACUUGUCUGGUAAUAACAGUGCUGUUGUUAAGAAUUUAACACAGCCAAAGACUUUUACUGCUUCUUCAGUUGAGAUUUACCACAGAGCUGUGAUUGACGUGGAUGGGAUUCUACGUGUUUAUUAUCACUCGUUGAUGAAGGAUGGGAGCUGGGAAACAGGGGUGGAGUGGGUGGCUUUGAGUGAUAAGUGUUUGGUGAAAGGUGUUUGUGGGCUUAAUAGUUACUGUUCUUUGGUUGAUGAUGCUGCUGUGUGUCUUUGUCCUCCUGGCUUUGAUUUUGUUGAUUCUUACCAAAGGUCACUGGGUUGCACUAGGAGUUUCAGUGGAGGAGAUUGUUUGAAGGAUUCAAACAUCACAAUGGUUGAGUUGAAGAACACUACUUGGGUGGAUAAAACUUACUCUAUAUUUCCAUCAGGGAUGAGCAGGGAUGAUUGUGAAGCUAAAUGCAUGGAUGAUUGCUUCUGCAAAGCUGUUUUGUUUAAGAGCACUGGUGAGUGUUCAAAACAGCUGCUUCCUUUGAGGUAUGGAAGAAUGGGAGGAAAUGACACUGUGUUUAUCAAGCUUGCGGCAGUGAUAUCUAACUCCUCUAGUGAGCAACAUGGAAACAAUAAAACCACCACAUUGCUGCUGAUAAUCUCUGUGAUUUUCUCUUCUCUGUUUUUCAUUCUCCUCUUGUUUGCAGUUUUCUUAAUCUUUGUGAUCAGACAUCAGAGAAAACAUCUACAUGAAAAAGCAAGUCUCAAUGAGGAAUCUCCAUUGAAGUCUUAUUCUUAUCAAGAGCUAGAGGAUGCUACAAAUGGCUUCAGGGAAGAGUUAGGCAGAGGAGCGUUUGGUGUGGUGUUUAAGGGAUCAAUAUUGAGUAUAAACGGAGAGAAAACCAUAGCAGUGAAGAGAUUGCAGAAGAUGGUUGAUGAAGGGGAGAAGGAGUUCCAAAGAGAAGUGAAGGCUAUAGCAAGAACACAUCACCGGAACUUAGUCCAACUUCUUGGCUUUUGCAAUGAAGGAUCAAACAGGCUGCUUGUUUAUGAGUACAUGGGCAAUGGUUCUCUUGCAGACCUUCUCUUCAAAAGAAGCAUAACUGGUACUUAUCCAAACUGGAAACAGAGAACAAAGAUUGCAAUAGAUGUUGCAAGGGGUCUCCAUUACUUGCAUGAAGAGGUUGAGAAUCAUAUCAUUCAUUGUGACAUAAAACCUCAGAACAUACUCAUUGACAAGUCUGAAAAUGCAAAGAUAUCUGAUUUUGGAUUGGCAAAGCUGUUGAUGCCAGAGCAGACAAAGACAUUCACAGGAAUAAGGGGGACAAGAGGGUACUUAGCACCAGAAUGGCACAAGAAUGUGGCAAUCACAGUGAAGGCAGAUGUAUUCAGUUUUGGAGUUUUGUUGUUUGAGAUCAUAUGCUGCAAAAGGAAUAUGGAGAUGGAGGAACAGGGGAUGGAUUGCACACUUGUGGAGUGGGUUUAUGAAUGUUUUGAAGAAGGGGAUUUGAGAAAGGUUUUGAGUGGGGAGGAGGAGGUGGACAUGGUGGAGUUGGAGAGGAUGGUCAUGGUGGGACUUUGGUGUGUUCAUAAUGACCCUGGGUUUAGGCCAUCAAUGAAGAAUGUUGUACCCAUGCUUGAAGGGAACAUGAUUGUUCCAAGGCCUCCAUUAGUACCUCCAACGUCCUUUUAUUAAUAGUUUGU
Messenger RNA from Dioscorea cayenensis subsp. rotundata (Guinea yam), 2488 nucleotides. RefSeq names its product G-type lectin S-receptor-like serine/threonine-protein kinase LECRK3. Lineage: Eukaryota; Viridiplantae; Streptophyta; Magnoliopsida; Dioscoreales; Dioscoreaceae. Gene Ontology annotation, molecular function: protein serine/threonine kinase activity; ATP binding. The transcript has a single exon. Bases 126 to 2480 code for a protein of 784 amino acids. The record is from RefSeq and is a predicted model, not a curated record. Gene Ontology annotation, biological process: protein phosphorylation.